AUGUUAAAAGGUUUGACUGAUUUUAUUAAAGAAUUCAAUAGGGGCAAACAAAGUGAAUCUGCUUCGUCAUGUGACACAUCUUGUGACACUUCUGAGACAUCCACUUCUGAGAAAUCAGAAAUGGGCGAAUCAUCUAGUGUCAAUAGUGCAUCACCUGAGGAAGCAGAUGCAUCUCAAAAUGAAUCGACUUCUUCAUCUGAUUCGUCAUGUGACUCCACAGAGACAACUAACUGUGAAAAGUCAGAGUUUGUUGAUUCUGCCGAGUCUAGAAACGAAUCACCUGAAAUAGUUGAAUCAGAACAAACAAUAGUAGAAUCUGAGCCACCUGUUCCAUCUGACUCCAAAUGUGAAUCACCUGAAGCAACAGAUUCUGAGAAAUUGGAAUCAGUUGAAUCUAGUGAAUCCAGUUGUGAGUCUUCUGAAGUAGCUGACUCAGCAGCAGAGGAUUCAGCAGAGCCACUACAAAAGGAAUGUAACUCAGGUGGUUCAGCUGAAUCAACCAGCGAAACAGUGACUGAGCCCACAACAUCUGAAGUUGGAAUAACAUGGCCAGUCCCUGAUUUUAAAUGUGUGAACGUUACUGAUGCCUCUACUUCAUGUGCAGACAAAGUAACUAUUGAGGAUUGGGUUGAGGGGGAUGAUGUUGUUUGUCAAAGAGCUGAUGAUGUCUGUCCAAAAACAUCAAAUCUGUCUGCUGAUGCUCCUCCUUAUGUGAGAAAGGAUGCUUCUGAGCCAGCUUUGAGAGGCCCUUCAAAUAAAUAUGUGUCUCCAAAGCCAACAGUUAAAAAUGAAAAUUCUAAAUCUAGUGAAUGUACUAACUGUUGUAAACAGAGACAGAUGAAGCAGGGCAAAAAGGCUGAGAAGGCUGCAAACAAAUCAUCCAACAAAUCUUAUAACUCAUACUCAACAUCAGUUGGAUGGAAUGGAUCGGGAUAUGCCCCUUAUGUAAAGAAGCAGACUUGCUACAACUGCGGCAUACCCGGUCACAUUGCUAGGAAUUGCACACAUCGUCCCUACGUGCCAUACUAUACACAACAUCAGAAGGUUACACAAAGGGAUAGAUCUUAUUCUAAGCCGAUGAAGGUUGAAAAGCCUAAGGCGAUGAUGAAUAGGAGUCCCAAGGUUAAACCAUCUGAUGGGGACUGGAAUGCUGCCAAAGCUAAACGAAAACAAGCUUUGAAACCUAAACAAAUAUUGAAAAAUAAUAAGGUUGAAAAGCAAACUGUUUUGCCCAAGGCCCCUAAGAAAUUAGAAAAGCCUAAACAAGUUUGGAAGGCAAAACAAAAGGCAGCAACAUCACCAGUCCUUGAAUCAAAAGGGACCAUGGGCUUUAGAGAAGUGUCUUACGUUGAUGCUUCAGUUAUACCCAGGACCACGAUGGCCUGGGUACCAAUGUCUUACUAA
Messenger RNA from Helianthus annuus (common sunflower), 1404 nucleotides. Its product is annotated as dentin sialophosphoprotein-like. Gene Ontology annotation, molecular function: nucleic acid binding; zinc ion binding. The coding region runs from base 1 to 1404 and encodes 467 amino acids. NCBI's taxonomy places the organism in Eukaryota, Viridiplantae, Streptophyta, Magnoliopsida, Asterales, Asteraceae. The transcript has a single exon. The record is from RefSeq and is a predicted model, not a curated record.